AUGAACAAAGUUUUGAAAUCUCAUAAACACAAUAUCUCCGAUAUAAAUGAACUUCAAGCUACAUUAAAUAGUAAAGCGGACAAGAACCAUGUUCAUUAUAUAACUUCAGACGAACAGAUUAUAACGGACUACCAUGGAUAUUUAACACGAAGUGAUGAAGCGAAGACAAAAAAUGUUAAUGAAAGAAGAUAUAAAUACAUUCGUGCUAAAGGUUAUGACAUAAGCUGUACUGUACAGUAUGAUGUAGCUAAAGCACCAGAAGCAUUUGGUUAUACCGGUGAAAUUUAUGCCUCUACUUUCAAUGUUAACGGUGUAUUAGUUGAACCAAGAUUUAUGUUAAGAGUUAAGGCAAAAAUAACUUUUGAAGAUGCUAUUAAAAGUAAAGCUGACAAAAAUGAACUUGACGCAACGAACAAAGUUUUGAAAUCUCAUAAACACAGCAUCUCCGAUAUAAAUGAACUUCAAGCUACAUUAGACAGUAAAGCAGACAAGAACCAUACACAUAAAUCCUUCACUACUGUUAGAGCUGAUGACAUAAUAUUGAACUUUGACCUUGGUUCAAGUGCACCUUUAGAGAAUCCAAGUACAAGCGUAAAAGAUACUCUUAACAAUUUAGAUAAGAGUUGCAGGAAUAUCGAAGAUCAUGCCAGAAACUUUGAAGCAUAUGAACUACCAACAAUGUUAGAUAAGAAAGCAGACAAAACAGAGCUUCAAACAUUAAAGACAGAAAUACUUCAAACAUUAUAUCCCAUUGGUUCUAUUUAUACGUCAAUGAACUCAACAAAUCCAGAAACAGUUUUAGGUUUUGGUACAUGGCAGCAGAUUGUAGACAAAUUCUUAUACUGUGCUAACUCUCUUAUAUACGAAAAAAAGAGAUCUGACAUUGUGUCAGAUCUCAGUAAAAGUGACAUUUACAUGUCAAAAAAAUAG
Messenger RNA from Trichomonas vaginalis G3, 930 nucleotides. RefSeq names its product keratin-associated protein family. The record is from RefSeq and is a predicted model, not a curated record. The transcript has a single exon. Lineage: Eukaryota; Parabasalia; Trichomonadida; Trichomonadidae. The coding region runs from base 1 to 930 and encodes 309 amino acids.